AUGACGGUGCUUUCUAAUGCAGCGUAUAGGGGGAUGGUGGAUGUCGUGAAGAUGCUGCUGGAGAGAGAGGUUGAUCUGGACCAUGUGGAUAAGUCCGGUCGAAAUUCUCUCUCGUGGGCUGCGGAGGGAGGACAUGUCGAAGUGGCCAGACUUCUUAUUGACAAAAAGGUGGACUUAGUACUCGAAGACGAAGAGCAGAUGACGCCUCUAUUAUGGGCG
This is a messenger RNA of Aspergillus steynii IBT 23096, 219 nucleotides long. RefSeq names its product ankyrin repeat domain-containing protein. The transcript has a single exon. The record is from RefSeq and is a predicted model, not a curated record. NCBI's taxonomy places the organism in Eukaryota, Fungi, Ascomycota, Eurotiomycetes, Eurotiales, Aspergillaceae. The annotation marks the transcript as partial. Gene Ontology annotation, molecular function: protein binding.